AUGCUUUCAACUGAGGAAAUAAAUGAAACUAUUACGAAACCAACAUUAGAAGGAAGUGAUGGAGCAUCUGUUAGAGAAGAAGAUGAAUUAGAGGAAUUACCAGCAGCAGUUAUUACUGAUGAAAAUGAUGAAAAAACGUCUGCUGAUUUAACUAAUUUAAAACAAUCGAAUCUACCAACAAAUUUAAAAACAUCAAGUACUGCAUUACGUAGUGAUGCUAAACGUGUACGAAUCAAUCAACCACGUGAAUCCUUAUCAAAUUCAAAUAAUGUUGUAAUGAAACGUGAUCCAGUUGUUGAAUCUAUAAUUGAAUCACGAAAACUAUCUCUUAUUGAUAAUUCUUAUACACGUUUAGCACAAUCAAGUAGACCACCACAACGGUCGAGUACAUUUGAUAUGCGCCCUCCGACAAGAGAAUCAGAAAGUGCAAAAAAAGAGAGAGUAGUAAGUUCACAAAGUGAAAAAAAAGUAACAUUACCAGUAACAAUCGAUUAUGAUGUUGAAGGAUGGGAUGAAGGAUUAACUGAAGAGAUUGAAAAAGAUAAUAUUUCACAAUCAGAUAAAUCAUGUGUACAAUUAUAUGAUGAAAUAUGUAAACGUUUAAAUAUUUGUCCAUGUUCAAUUAUUUUACGAUCAUUAAAUACAACAAAAAUUAAUUUAGGAAACUAUGGACUAGGACCAAGAGGAUGUGUACCAUUAGUAGUUGGUCUUAUUCGUAAUACAACAGUUAUAUCAUUAAAUUUAUCGGGAAAUAAUAUUGGUAGUGCGGGAAUGUCACAUAUCUAUCAAAUUAUUACAGAAAAUGCAUAUAUUGAAGAAUAUGAUCUUUCAUUUAAUGAUCUUGGUACAAAAGGUAGUCGAAAAGUAGCAACUGCUGUUUCUAAUUGUAGUCAAUUGAAAACAUUGAAUGUAGCUGGAAAUGGAUUAACUUCUAAUGAUAUUAUGCUUUUACUUUCAAAAUUAGAGGAUCUUUCAUAUCUUAGAAAUCUUAAUAUAAGUCAUAAUGAAUUGGAUGAAGAAGGUGGAAAAUUUGUUGCUAAUUGGCUAGGUGAAAAUCAUCUCUUAGCUAAAUUUGAUGCUAGUUGGUGUAGUAUUCGUUUAUCAGCUGCGAAAGAAAUGGCUAAAGCAAUUGGUGAAAAUAAUCGAUUAGAAUCACUUGAUUUAUCACAUAAUGGUUUUUCAAAUGAUACACUCGGAUCUAUAACAAGUUCUCUAUCAUCUAAUUCAGCAUUAACUGAAUUAAAUUUACGUGGUAGUCAUUUUGUAUGUAGACACGAAGGAACAGAUAAAUAUAAACCAGAUAGAUUAAUUACUGGUAAAGAUUGUCAAUUAUAUGAUAUGCUUGUUGCUGCUGCUACAAAUCAAUCAUUAAAAAUAUUUCGAUUAGGAGAAGAUCAUAUUGAUCAACGUUGCUUACCGAUUAUAUUAGAAGCUUUAUCUAAAGUAGAAAAUAUUACAUUAGAAGAAUUAGAUCUAACUGGUAUAAUGACAGAUUAUAAGUUAAUAGAGAAAUGUCAUUUAUUAUUUGUAAAUCAUCCGAAAUUAAAAGUUUAUGUUGGACCCGUUAGACAAACAAUAGAAUAUUUUACAAAUAAUCUUCGAAAUUUAAUACGUGCAUAUUCCAUCGAAAAUGAAAUAAAUUUACCUGAUAUAUUCAGUCCAAGUGAAGAUAUGACUACGACAGCAACAUCAAUUACUUACGAACAAUUUCUUGAUGGAUUAAGAAAAGCAAAAAUUCCAUUUCCAAUAGCACUUAUCAAUGAUAUCAUCAAAUAUUUGGGUCAAGAUAGCGAAGAAGGAUCAAUUUCUAUUAGCAACAAUUUAAUGUGCAAUCAAAAUCAGGUACCAAAAAAUCUUCCAUUAAAAAAACGUCGAGCAUAUGUUAUUGAUACAUCCACGAAUAAUGUUAAUAGUACAAAUGGUGAUCGAGAUGAAAAUUAUUCAAAUCAUUCGCCAUCAUCGAUAAAACAGUCGUAUCCACAAGAAGAUCCACUGCAAAUUCAUCUCCCACCGAUGAUUACUACAACAACACCACCAUCAUCGCCACAUAUAGAAUUAUUACGUCAACAAUAUGCAUAUUUACAUGCUAGUUCACCUAAUGCUCAACAUCAAAAUUUAUAUCCGCCAUCAAAUUUUGAAUAUCUUAUGGCACAAAAAGUUCUUGCUCAACAAUUUCUUGAUAAUUAUCGAACAUUAGUAGAUCAACAUCAACAAAAUCAACCAUGUAAUUAUACAGUUGUCGAAGACAAACAUAAAAGAACAGAUGUAACAGUUGAUGAACAUUUUCGAAAAUCUCUCGGUUAUAAUUAUGAUAAAUUAAAUGGCGGAUUUUUAACACCAGAUAAUUCAUCAUCAAAUAGUUCACCAAUUGAUCGUACUCCAGCUGAAUCGAUUGAUGAACAUUUCGCUCGAUCACUCGGUAGAUUUUGGCCAUUAUCAACACCAUCGAAUGAAGAUAAUGCAUCAUCACUAACUGAAUCAGUUGUUGAUGAUCAUUUUGCUAAAGCUCUAGGUGCAAAAACAUGGGAAAAACUGAAAGAAAAAUCAUAA
Molecule: messenger RNA, 2550 nt
Organism: Adineta steineri
Lineage: Eukaryota; Metazoa; Rotifera; Eurotatoria; Adinetida; Adinetidae
Source: the annotation of a GenBank genome assembly